This is a messenger RNA of Lodderomyces pseudojiufengensis, 1014 nucleotides long. It is a transcript of the gene SAS2, whose product is annotated as Sas2p. The coding region runs from base 1 to 1014 and encodes 337 amino acids. The record is from RefSeq and is a predicted model, not a curated record. Gene Ontology annotation, biological process: regulation of DNA-templated transcription. Gene Ontology annotation, molecular function: histone acetyltransferase activity. The transcript has a single exon. Lineage: Eukaryota; Fungi; Ascomycota; Pichiomycetes; Serinales; Debaryomycetaceae.
AUGUUGUUAACAACUACAAAUACUAAUGCCAAAGAACCAAACUCAAAAGUAACAUCAUAUUACGGUCAAUCGAUCAAACCUAAUAUAGGUAAAAUCACUUUUGGUAAUUAUGAAUUCGAACCAUGGUUCGGAAAUCCUGCUUACUUUUAUCCAACAGAAGGAAAACUUGAUAUGUUGGGUUAUUCUUAUUCCAAUUUAGUGACUGCAAAUCCCAAUAAUCGUUUAAGACCAAAAAAUUAUGAUAAGAAUGAUUGUUUUGUAGAUCAUUUAUUUGUUUGUGAAUUUUGUUUCAAAUAUAGUUCAAAUGAAUCACAGCUUAUUCAACAUAGUUCAGCAUGUAAAUAUAAUACUGACAAGCCCGAAGUUGGCAAAUUGGUAUAUUAUGAUAAGGAAAAUAGAAUAAUUGUUAGAGAAGUUCAAGGAUUUAAAGACUUACUAUUUUGUCAAAGUCUAUCAUUAUUUGGUAAAUUAUUUUUAGAUGACAAAAGUGUUUAUUAUAAUUUAGAUCAUUUUAAUUUUUACAUUUAUUAUGGGAUAGAUGGAAGAAGUUCAAAGUAUAUACCAAUGGGCUUUUUUUCAAAGGAAAUGAUAGCUUAUGAUCCAACAAUUAAUUUAGCAUGCAUUUGUGUAUUUCCUCCAUUUCAAAAUAGACAUAUUGGAUCUUUUUUAAUUGAGCUUCUGUAUCAUUUAGCAAGUAACCCACAAAGUGGACCAGAAGUUCCUUUAUCACCAUAUGGUAAAAUUGUAUAUUUGAAGUAUUGGUCACGACGACUAGCUUCAAUAAUUUGGAAAGAGCAAAUAAAUGGGGAAACAAGUUAUACUUUGGAUCAAUUAUCAAAUGUAUCAGGAUUUAGAAAAGAAGAUAUAUUAUACACAUUGGAACAUAUGAAUAUAUUAGCUACAUCAUCUAAAAAUGAAGUUGUUCAUUCUAUAGUAAAUUUUAAAAAUUGGCUACAAUUCAAUAAUAUUAGUGCAAAUCAAAAUCUACUUGACACGAAAUCUAUUCAUGUAUGA